Adineta steineri is the source of this 1218-nucleotide messenger RNA. The record is from the annotation of a GenBank genome assembly. NCBI's taxonomy places the organism in Eukaryota, Metazoa, Rotifera, Eurotatoria, Adinetida, Adinetidae.
AUGUCUACUUUACCUUCUUCUUCGUCGUCUCAAACAUCACAUCAUACAUCAUCUGCUAAGCACACUGAUCUUCGUCUUUUAACACAAACAUCCUCCUCGUCUUCUUCUUCUCCAAGAAAUCCAUCAACUUCAAUUCCACAAUCAACUGAUCCAUCAGGUCCACUUACACCAGAUGCAACACAUUUGGUUAAUCCAUUUGCUGCAUUAGCUGCAGUAAAUAUUCCUUCAUUGCCUUCUGUACGUAUUAUCGGUGAAUACGAAUUUAGUGAAACAAAAUUCGAUGAUUUUAAAUGUGCCCGCCAUAUUCCAACUGGUGAAGCAUUAUUAUAUAAAGAAUUUUCACUUGAAAUUGUUCGUCAACGUCUUGAACCUUAUCAACGUCUUAUAACAAUUCUUCAAUUAUCAAAUACAAAUUCACAAUUAACAUUAGAGCAACUAGCACAUAAAUAUCAUAUUCAUUUUUUUCGUGAUAUUAUAUCACUUGAUCGAACAGCUAUUGUUUUAUAUCCAAAUUAUACAAAUAAUCUUCAUCAAUAUAUAACAGAAAAACAUCGUUUAAAUGAAAAUGAAUCCCGAAAUUUAUUUUCACAAAUUGUACGUGCUGUACAAAUAUGUCAUCGUGUUGGUUUAAUUGUACGUGAUUUAAAAUUACGAAAAAUUAUAUUUAAUGAUAAUAUACAUACACAUUUAUUAUUAACUGGAAUUGAUGAAUCUAUUAUGUUAUCAACUCCAACAACAACAGAUGAUCAUGUAUCUUCACGUUUUUCUUGUCCGGUUUAUGCUUGUCCAGAAAUUGUUCUUAAUAGACAAAUGUAUUCAGGCAAAAUGGCUGAUUCAUGGAGUUUAGGAAUUAUUUUAUAUACAAUGCUUUUUGGUCGAUAUCCAUUUUGUGAUCGAACUUUAGUUGGGUUGUUUAUAAAAAUCGGACGAUGUCGUCCUGAUAUACCUCGAACAAUAUCAUUAAAAGCACGUUCAUUACUUCGAUCCUUGAUUCGUGUUAAACCAGAUGAACGUCUUUUGACACAAGAUAUACUUGGACAUGUCUGGUUUGGUGGUGAUAGAAGUGCAUCAACAUUAUCAAUGAGUACAUCAAUAACAAAUUCAAUAAUAAAUGAAGAUUUAGUUUUAUCCAAUAAUACUAAUUGUAUAAAUAAUAAUAAUAUUAAUGAUAUGACUACUAAAGAAGAUGCUGUUGUACCUAAUUUUGAAUGUGAAUAG